This is a messenger RNA of Westerdykella ornata, 2769 nucleotides long. RefSeq lists its product as uncharacterized. The record is from RefSeq and is a predicted model, not a curated record. The transcript has 3 exons. Gene Ontology annotation, molecular function: DNA-directed DNA polymerase activity; DNA binding. Gene Ontology annotation, cellular component: nucleus. Bases 127 to 2532 code for a protein of 801 amino acids. Lineage: Eukaryota; Fungi; Ascomycota; Dothideomycetes; Pleosporales; Sporormiaceae. Gene Ontology annotation, biological process: double-strand break repair via nonhomologous end joining.
CUUUCACCUUCACAUUCACCAUCCCGAGGUCACCUUCACUUGUAUAGAGCACGCUUGUUCUUCUUAUUCAAUGUCUCAUUCUACUUCCUCCCACAACCACAUAUUAACGCGAUAUCAUCUACAACCAUGUCGAACAAGGAAUUGGAGGAGAAAAUAGCAUAUUAUAAAGAUCAGGAGCUACUCGAUAUUUCCGACGAUGAGAUUGGAUUUCCGGACCCGCCAGUUGUCGCUGUCGAGCGCGCGCUUGCGGACUCUAUGAAAAUGCCUCCGCCUCCGUCGCUAGUCCACCAGAAGACCAGCUACAGCUUCCUAGGUCUCACACCGAAGGCUCAACAAGCAGAGUAUGCCGCCUGGAGACAGCGCGCCGCCGCCCAAGACUCUACCCCCAACCUCACCCGCGCUGCUACAGCGCCUGAAGUGCAAGUCACUCGAAGUUUCCCAUCUGUAAAACCCGGCGACAAGCGGCCGUUGGAGCAACAGACUGGUGACCGGAAGAAGCUCAAGCGCAAUGCAUCAUCGUUGUCAGAUUUGCGUACCAUUACGGAUCAUCCGAGCGUGGAACCCUUUUACAAGCGAUUCGGUGUGGUGCCUCGUGAGCUCAAGGGCGGGAAGAAUGUCAAACCCGCCGAGAAUAUUCGGCUUGAGCCGGAGCACAAGCAGUUACUGAGGGGGAAGAUUGUUUAUUUCUAUCCCAACAACGAUAUCAGCAGCGCCCGUCGACAACGGAUACAUAAAGUCAUUCAGCUUGGAGCUGCUUGGGUGACGACUUGGAGAGAAGAUAUAACCCAUAUUAUAGUGGACGAAUCAAGUACUCCUUAUACUUACAGUCAGGUUUUAAGGAAUAUCAACAAGGCUGGACUGCCGCGCAAAGUGGUUCUAGUCAAGUUUGAGCCAUAUAUACCACAAUGCAUCCAGUUUGGUACCCUUCUGGACCCCACAGCGAGUCGAUUCCAAGUUGCGGGGGCGCCCAAACCCAUUCCACCGAAACAAUCAGUUACCGUGCCUGAGCCGCUAGUGCCGAGUGGUCCGUCGGAGCCGAUCGUGUCAGACUCGUCACAAAUCUCGCUGAAGAUCAAAAAGUCUCGGCGGGAACUAGCAGCCCAGAGCUCACAGAGGACUGAGUCGGUAACUGUGGAGGAUAGCUUCCCUCCUCCACUACCCCCGUCCUCGGAUGGGCCUGCAAGCGCGGCGGUUGAACGCGUGGAAGACAGCUUUGUGUCGUCUGCUGCAGUGCCAAUGUCGCCUCAUGACACACCGGAUCAUACGGACGCCCUCAAUAAGGCUAUAGACCAGAUUAAGGCUGUCGCGCACCUGCCACUGGAUGAAGAGGACGAGUCUGAGACUGCGCUCUCCCGCACCUCAUCGAUCGAUGAGCAGGUCCUAGCUUCAGAUACCGAAGAUGAAGGCCGUCAACCGCUCCCAAAGAAAGCGAAGAAGUUUACAGAGGCUGUGAGGAGCGAUGGGGCCAAGCGCAAGGGGUUCAACCAGCUUGCCUUCCAGUGCAUGGAUCCGAGAGCUACAAAUGCUAAAACUCGCGCGAAUCCGAAUGCCCGAACCGUCCAGAUUCUGGAAGAGAUGUGCAAGUAUUACGAUCAAAUGGGAGACAACUGGCGGACUCUGGCAUAUCGCCGGGCGAUGGGAGUGCUGCGCAAGCAACCUGUCAAGAUCUGUACGAAGGAGCAAGCGGAGGCACUUCCCUUCAUUGGCACUCGGCUUGCUGAGAAGAUUGAAGAAAUUGUUCUCACCGACCGGCUACGGAAGCUAGACAGUACGCGUGAAGACCCGACCGACCAAAUUCUACGACUCUUCAUGGGUAUAUAUGGAGUAGGACUCAGUCAGGCACAUAGAUGGAUACAAGCUGGGCAUCGGACUCUGGAUGAUCUGAAAUCGAAGGUCAAGUUGACGGAGAAUCAGAAGGUGGGCAUUGAGCAUUACGAGGAUUUUGCUCAGCGCAUUCCCCGCGCGGAGGUCGAAGCGCAUGGUGCAUAUGUCCGCAACGCUCUUCAAAAGCUGGAUCCCGGUUUCGAAGUCAUAAUCGGCGGAUCCUACAGGCGUGGCGCUAAAGAUUCGGGAGAUAUUGACCUUAUCAUCACCAAGCGAGGCGCCCCGCUGUGCGUUCUCCAGACGAUUAUCUUCGACAGACUGAUACCCAAACUCACUGGCGCUGGAUUCCUCAAGGCUAGCCUUGCCACCUCACACCGAUACGGUGGAGAAAGCACGAAGUGGCAUGGUGCGUCCUGCUUGCCCUCGUCGACCGUCUGGCGACGGUUGGAUAUGUUGCUUGUGCCCGAAGAGGAGAUGGGUGCUGCCCUCAUUUAUUUUACUGGAAACGACAUCUUCAAUCGAAGUAUCCGUCUUUUGGCUAGCAAAAAGGGAAUGCGUCUCAACCAAAGGGGCUUGUAUAAGGAUUUGGCUCGAGGCAGGAACAGGGAGAAGCUGACGGAGGGCACGUUGGUGGAAGGGAGGAGCGAGAAGAGGAUCUUUGAGAUCUUGGGCGUGCCCUGGAGGCCGCCGACGGAAAGGAUAUGUUGAUCUUGGAUAUCGACAGUUUGGGUGUUUCUGGGGAUUGGCAUUAUUCAAGACAAGGAUAAUAGAGGUCGGAACCGUGUAGGGAUGUCUUACAGCCUCGUAGUUGCAAAUGCUCUUGGCCUUGGAUAGGUCGAAAAGGUUCCCUGAGAGCUCAAACAAUUACUGUCUGAGGCCUCACACAGCCCGUCUGACGUGUCUCUGGUAGGAGAAUGCAAAUAGCGGUGAAUGCGCCUCAUGGAU